GACGGCGGGGAAAAGGCAACUUUUUAAAGAGAAGGCAGAAAACAACUCAAUGCUUCCAGUGAUUCACAGAUGCCCCAGUCCCGGGUUUAAUUGAAUUCUAUGAAGUGGCAAUAUAAUCACACUUGGCAGCCUGCUGAGAUGACUGCCUUUAAAUAAAUAUUUUUGAGCAGCCAUAUUGACCUUUAAUUGGGGUGAAAAGGUUGAAAAGUGCAGGAAAGAACAUUGCGAGAGCUAGGGCCCUCUGGAUCAGCUGCCUGCACCCUUUCUCUGCUUUACUGGGCAGAAGCAGUCUUCUGGGCACGACACAAUGAGAGAAUAAAUCAGCGACUGUACAAUGCCCAGCAAAUGUUUAGCCUUGUCAGUCACCCCUGACAAAUAUCAGCUCAUACAAUUUUUUAGGCAUACAUCAGAAGAAGCCAAAAGCCAGCUGGAAUAGCCCCUGAAUACGAUUUUAAUCUUGUUUGCAAUUAUUUUGAAGGGGAGAAACCAUCUGUAUCAGCUGAAUGUUUUCUUGGAAACCUUUCUCUGACAUGUGAACCAAACCAAUAACAAGUAGACUCUUCUGAAGCAACAAUCUGGAAAGAGUGGCCGCUAAGGUCUGAAAAUCCUAAAACAAACUCUUACUUACACUGAAGAUUUCUCUCCCUUUCCACUCCACAUUUGCAUGGAAGAGAAUACCAAGAAUUAAGAUGUUCUGGUUUCAAGGAAAUAGCAUGCAACUUGCUAAAUCUUCCUUUGGACUCUUCUUGAGAAAUCUCUCUGCCUCUAAGACAACUUUGCCUGUGCUGACCUUAUUCACAAAGGAUCCAUGCCCACUCUGUGAUGAAGCCAAGGAAGUACUCAAGCCUUAUAAAAACAGGUUUAUUUUACAGGAGGUGGACAUCACACUUCCAGAAAAUUCUGCUUGGUAUGAAAAGUAUAAAUUUGACAUUCCUGUCUUUCAUUUGAAUGACCAGUUUCUAAUGAAGCAUCGAGUAAACACCUCAAAACUUGAGAAACAACUUCUGAAAUUUGAGCAGCAAGGUGCUACAGACUGACUAAUGCCUUUAUGGUUUUCUACCCUCUCUGUCCAUAAUGCAUCUUCCUAAGGAAAUGACCAUGGCCUCAUACUCCUUUUGUCACUUUUCACAGAGCCCUAAGGCUGUUUUGAACUCAGUGGUGCCACAUAAAUGUUGCCAUUCCUCUUCUGAUUGAUGGAAGUACCCAUGUGGGAACUGUUUACUUGUGGGCAUUUUAUAAAAUAAGAGGAGUAUAUUGGCAGGGAGGGGGAUGAUGGAAGGAGGUAGAAAUCCAUUUGUCUUACUUAUUUUUCCCUUUUGUAUUAAUAUGGAAGCACUUCACAUGAACUGGACAGUGCUGUUUAUAGGAAGAAGGCUUUGCAUUCCUGCUGCUGCCCUGGAGGGCUUAACUUUUUAAUGAAAGAAUAAAUGCUCUUCCACUCAGUAGAUAAAGUGAAAUGUGAAUUGUUAAUAACUGUGCACAGUCAAUAAAGGGAUGUUUUAACGAAUA
Molecule: messenger RNA, 1509 nt
Organism: Ictidomys tridecemlineatus (thirteen-lined ground squirrel)
Lineage: Eukaryota; Metazoa; Chordata; Mammalia; Rodentia; Sciuridae
Source: RefSeq, a predicted model, not a curated record